This is a messenger RNA of Amoebophrya sp. A25, 1129 nucleotides long. The record is from the annotation of a GenBank genome assembly. NCBI's taxonomy places the organism in Eukaryota, Dinophyceae, Syndiniales, Amoebophryaceae.
AUGAAGGAACCCUGCUCUUUUCCUGGUGGAAGCACGGCCAGAGUAAUAACAUCGAGUUUAUCAAGCGGAAAGAACGACCCAUUCGAAAAAAAUACGUCCAUGUUUUGCGUCCGCUGUUGUCGCUUGUCUGGAGAACGAAGUGCUGCAGCUCGUCUCGCAAAGCACCUGCACUUGGUCAUCACCAGGAUGACCAUGACUCCCAUGAUAGAGAAGAAUCGGUCGCGGUCCUCGAUCAAACAACUAGAGGACAGGCUGAAGAAUCUUCGGUCUUCCUCGAUCAAACAACUCACUGCUUCCCGGCUCCAGCAAAGCUUCUCACUUUAGCGAAAGGGGUAUGCGACGCUGGGGAAAUCUCACAUACGGAACUAGACGCGAUCGAAACAUUGGUCGCGGACCGCGAAGCGCUUGGUCUAGAACAGGCAAAGAAUCAGCAACUCGACGAGUUGAUUCACAAGCUGCUAGAUAGAGGCAAGGAAAUCUUGGAAACAGAAUGGCAUUUACCGACCUCUGGUCGCAGGAAUAAUGCACCUUUGUCCGCGGACAUAGAAGCUAGAUGGAACGCACUAUGCAUAGACACGAUUGCAACUUUGUCCGUGUUUUGAACAGAUCGCACCUGUACUGGUUUUCUCAGUUGCUCUCUUAGAAAGUCGAAGGAGGAGCGCAACAGUGUCCUUUCUAAAGAAAUAAAGGCCUCUUUCUAAUUUCAUCUCUAGUGUUAUAAUAUCAUUUUCUGAAAAUUUCUUGAGCCUGACUGCUGCUAAGGGUGACAUGCUUGUACUUCAUACUUGUAAGUAAUUUUUCUCUACUUAAGGCUCACAAAGCCAGACAGAUGAUAUUGCAGAGGUUCACCACGCCGAUGUUGCCUUAGGUGUAAACUAGUUUGCGGAUCAGGGAUUCGUGGUCUCUUCUUACCUCUCUUUGCAAGAGAAUCCAGGUUUGAACAGGUUCCUCGUGCCCCCUCAAUAGGCUUCACACUUCCACGGCCGUCGUCAUGCUUUGUCUCUUAAGGCUCACAAAGCCAGACACUUAGAGCAAGUAAGUAGCGCAAUUUGUCGUGGGCGACGUUGAGACAAAUGAUCAUAUGCGGACGAUUACUGGCCCUCCUCCUGUUCUCAAUUAUCAAUCAGAU